AUGUCCAAUAUAGCGUCUGGAUUCCGUGCUACAGGUAUCUGGCCUUACAAUCCAAAUAUUGUUCUAGAUAGUCUUAUGUUACCGGAGCCUAUUCUUGAUAGUCAACCUGUUCCGUCACCACCACUUCUACCCGCAUCCCAAACACCUCAGGCUCAUGAAAUGCUUACCUACCAACCCAGAACUCCAACUACACCUCGUUCAAUUCACCAUCUCUAUGUGGAGUGUCUUACGACAAUCACUAGCAGCAGUCCUAGAUCUGUGAAGCAGCGAGCACUGUUCACAAAGCUGAAAAUGGGCGCCGAGAAAUGCUCGGUAGGAGCGGCAAUGCAUGAAGCGGGUGAGGAGCAUUUGAGGAAGGAAAUCAAGCAAUUGACAGAUAAAGCGAGGCAUGACACCCGGCGCCUCAAACUGAACUCUAGUUAG
This is a messenger RNA of Morchella importuna, 423 nucleotides long. RefSeq lists its product as uncharacterized. NCBI's taxonomy places the organism in Eukaryota, Fungi, Ascomycota, Pezizomycetes, Pezizales, Morchellaceae. The transcript has a single exon. The coding region runs from base 1 to 423 and encodes 140 amino acids. The record is from RefSeq and is a predicted model, not a curated record.